GGCGUUUUUUUGCCUGAAUAUCCAGUACCAGCUUCCUCUUCUCCUUUUAAAUAGUUCACUUUGACAUCGAACUGUCUGCUUUGUCGUCUACUCACGUGCUUACAACUUCCAAUGGGCUGGCUCUGGGGCGAUUCAAACAAGGACGACCCCGUCAAGAAGCUCAGUCCAGAGCUGAAGGAGUUCCUUGAGAAGGAAACACCGGCCAAGUAUGUCCCUACAGAACCGGCUCAACCGACUCAAAAGCCCUCCGAGAAGACAGUAGAUUCAUAUGAUCAAGCCGCGCCGUCCGAUUCCUCGAAACCUCUCGUCCCUUCUGCCUCGCUAUUCCCCGAUGGCCGCUAUGCCCACCUGUGGAAGACCUACAAGCCUCUUGAGGAAGUUGAAGGGAAUCCAAUCACGGGGGCUCAGAGAGUGGUUGAAAAAUUCAAAGAGCGCAAGGAUGCAGUACACCAGGCGGCUAUGGAGAAUUGCGCUUUGGAACACGAAGCUUUGACAAACUGUUUCCAGACCGGCGACUUACAGCAACGAGUGUGGUCUCGUAUAACUAUGUGCUCUGAGGCCAAUUCGAAGUUUUCUCGCUGCUUUACCACCCAGGCUAAAUUUCUACAAGCUCUGGGCUACGCUGCCUCGUUUCAUCACGAUGAAGAACGGGAAGAACGGAUCCAAAUGCAUGCCGACAAGCUCUAUCACCAGAUGCUUGGCUACGAGAAACAAGUAGAGGAAGCUAAGGCGGCUGGACGGGAACCGCCUCCCCUUACGUCUCUCUUCAACCCAGGCGCGAAGCCGCAAGUUCAGAAAUUGAACAAUGGAGCAGAGCUGGAAAUACCUAGUGGAGAGAAGAUUCCACAAGGCUUCAAGCCAUCUAAGCCUCUGGAUCAACUCACUCCACAUGAACGGGAGUUGGAGAUUCGUGCACACAAUGCUCAACUAGAACAGCAGAAACAGUACCUCCAGGAGGCAUCACCCUUCCUCAAAUCUCAGGAAGAUUCCCGACAGAAGAGGAGGGAAAAGGCAGUGAAAUGGUUUGGAGAGACUGUUGGAACGUGGAUUACGUAGACGACCAGCAUACUAUUUUGUAAAAUACCGGGUUGGGACACAGCGACAACAGGCGUUAGCAAUGGGUUUUCUUCUUCUAAAAAAGACGUAUAAUGUACAGAAGCGACGCCGAGCACUUAUAAAUCGUCAAUUGGCAUUGCCAUGUAGCAAAUAAGCUGGAUUGUGCGCUGAGAGCCAGCCGUCAC
Molecule: messenger RNA, 1241 nt
Organism: Monascus purpureus
Lineage: Eukaryota; Fungi; Ascomycota; Eurotiomycetes; Eurotiales; Aspergillaceae
Source: the annotation of a GenBank genome assembly